GUCCCUUGUUAUGGUGGACCGAUUAUGUAGACCGCUGAUUAUAUAAAAAAAAUAUUAAUAAAAAAAAAUAGUUAUUUGAUAAUUUGGGUUGGGUCGGCUCUGUAUUUGAUGGUCAGAGAUUAUUAACCCGGCCCAAUAAAACGGCCCAUUUACAGAUCUGAAGAAGAAAGAAAUUUCACUUCAGUGUGAGAAGUUUAGGCGGGAAAGCGCCAAAAUUUCACAUUGAACCCUCGAAAUUCCCCAGUUGUACGAUUGCGUCUCUCCAUUUCCCAAAUUGAUUUCACCGUAAAUUUUAUCUGCCGAAAAGUUAGCCCUUUCUCAGAGCAUGGCCGAAUCUCUCCGACGAACGGCGGCGAUUGGAGGAGAUGAGCUGGAUGACGACGACGUAAUGAUAACGUCGGAGUUUCCGCCGACGGGGACGACGGACGUCGAGCCUCUCCGUGAAAAGCUCCGGCAGCGGUGGGAGUUAGCCUCGGUUCUGAAUUUUCUUCACGUAUUUGAGCCGCUUAUCGGGAGUGAUCUGAAGAUAUCUGCCGAAGAAGUAGAAACCUCACUUAUCGAGCAGAACAAGACACUUGCUCAUCUUCAUAUAGCGCUUUUAAAGGGAAUUAUUCAAGAAAGCAAAAUUUUAAAGGGCCCUGAUGCCUGGAUGAUUUCUCUCAGUAAGACACUCUCAAAGUGGUGGCCUUGGGUCGCCGAAGGAAAAUUUCCUUUAACUGGAGCCAAAGGGGAGGAGAUAUCUCUCUAUAAGGAACUUGAACCAACAACUCGUUUACUUGUUCUUAAAGCUCUCUGUGAAGUUCGAGCCGAUCAAUAUGAUGCUGUAUCUUAUAUCAAUGAUGAAAUUAAAAGUUGUUCUGAAGUUUCUAAGUUCUGCAAGGACAAGCUUGCAGGAGAUGAAAAUGGAAUUGCAUUCUGGUACGAUGGAAACGAAACUAUUGGUCAUAGGUUGUACAAAGAAAUUCACGUAUUCAAAAAGGAGCAAGGCAAGUCUAAGGGUAAAGUACCAGUGAUUAAUUCCAAAUGGGAGACCCUCGCAACUAAUCUUGAAGAGUUCAAGAAAAUUGUGGACGAAUAUUCAUCUAGUGAACUUAAAUGGGAGGUUGAUGUUAGCAACUCUGUCCAAAAUGAUGUUAUUCCUGUUCUAGAAAAGGAAUGGAAGAAGAAAGAGAGGAAACAGCACCAACAACAAAGACAAAAGAUGCUCUUGAGAGGUUUUCGAAAUUCUGGAAUAGCUCGAUCUUGCCGUGGUCACAAGACUAUUGAUUAUAGAUUUGAUGACUACGACAGAGCCAUUACAGAGGCCAUACAGUAUGCAAACAAACGGAAGACUAGUGAAGAGCCAAGACAGAAAGAGAAACCAAGCCAGCGUGGAAAAAAGAUGGAGACUACCUCAAAUGAAUCUAACAACUCUGACCAUAGUUCAAGAGAUAAUGAAUCCACUGAAAGUGAUGUCAAGAAAAAUAGUCACGACGAAAAAGAUGCUGCUGCUGAUGAUUCCAGCGAUGAAGAAUACGACGAAGAAAAGGAAGAUGAUGAUAAUAAGGAUGUUCUUACAGGACAAGUAAAAGUCAAAAACAUGAUGUUGGUCCAAAGGCCUAAAGGGUCCCGCUUCAGUAAUAGGCUAGCUGGAAUUCCAGGUCACACUGUACCGGAAAGCAUGGAUAUAGGUGGUGCAAAGAACAGGUUACGGCAAGGGCCUCCCGUAAAUACUGCUGCUGAUUCUGUGGAUUCAGAAGAUGAAAAAAUCACAUCCUGAAUUGUUUAUAAACCAUCAUUCCCUAUGAGAGAAUUUCAUGCUGCAUACAGGCUUUUGUGGAAGUAGAUACUUUUGGCACAGAUUUUGAAGCCGUUAUCCUCGUCUUAUCUCGUUUUGUGACGAGCGUUGAAAUAGCUAACUAUUGGCAAUUUUAGCUUUAAUUAGGAUUCAUCCAGCCUCGGGGUUACUGAUAUGUUAAUACCUGGCUAUUUCUGGUUUAAAGUUCAUCACUUUUGUCAAGCAGUUCUACAUGUUUCGAAGCCAAUACGUGAUGUUUUAUUUA
Molecule: messenger RNA, 2042 nt
Organism: Erythranthe guttata (spotted monkey flower)
Lineage: Eukaryota; Viridiplantae; Streptophyta; Magnoliopsida; Lamiales; Phrymaceae
Product: DDT domain-containing protein DDR4
Biological process (GO): regulation of DNA-templated transcription
Cellular component (GO): RSF complex
Source: RefSeq, a predicted model, not a curated record